AUGAAGAUGAUCACACCAGGUCACACCGCUUACAGAAUGCCAACGGUUGAUAUCAAAGAAGACGUCGGGCGUCCACGCUUUUCGGUAACUCAUUCGACUUUUAAAAGAAUAGUCGACGCACUUUUUAAAGGUGCAGAUGGCGACACGUUCGGCGACCCUGGACCUGAACUUCCUGAGUUCCUUGGACUGUGCAAUCGACUUAGUUGUGGUGACAUC
This is a messenger RNA of Ostertagia ostertagi, 216 nucleotides long. Lineage: Eukaryota; Metazoa; Nematoda; Chromadorea; Rhabditida; Trichostrongylidae. The record is from the annotation of a GenBank genome assembly.